Molecule: messenger RNA, 4274 nt
Organism: Mauremys mutica (yellowpond turtle)
Lineage: Eukaryota; Metazoa; Chordata; Testudines; Geoemydidae
Product: neuropeptide Y receptor type 6-like
Exons: 4
Coding region: 666-1790 (374 amino acids)
Biological process (GO): G protein-coupled receptor signaling pathway
Cellular component (GO): neuron projection; plasma membrane
Molecular function (GO): neuropeptide Y receptor activity; neuropeptide binding
Source: RefSeq, a predicted model, not a curated record
UUGUUUUAUUUCUCAGCAGCCUUUCCACAGUGAGGUGGCUUCAAUUCCCCAUUGGAAAUCUGAAUGAAGCUGCAGUUUGCUCAGGAAGGAAAGAAAGAAAAGUUUAGCUGUGGCUUUAGCAGCAGACAGACGCACUUCUGAUUUCUUCAGGCACAAAGAAGAUGUGUUUGCUGAUGUUAUACUUCACCUGAAAAGGAAAAGAAAAUCCGUUACAGACAGAAGACUGGAAAUAUGACUUGAAUUUUCCAACAGGGCUAUCACAGUGUAAUGUUUACUGCUACAGAUGCAGAAUGGCUGCUUCGAGCUUAUUUCCCUAUGCCUCCCACCAAAGGGACUAAGGGCCAAAUGGAGGUGGUCUCUUUGACAUCGAUACAGGUAGAAAAAGGCAUCCAGGAUGGAAAUCCAGUACACAACCAUUGCACCCUGCUCCUGUAUUCCCCCCGGACCCAUGAUGUUCAUAUUCUACAGACCUCAUAAAGGAUUCUUCAAUGCUGUAAGUACUAGUAUCAGAUCUGCUCAAACAGAGCAUCAUGAAGAACAAGCAUAAAGAUUGAAUCCUAUUAAUCAUGGGCUUGGGAAGCUCCAAGCACAACAUCUUCUAAAUAAUUAGGGCCAAAAAAUAGGCUUUGCAUACUAAAUUAUGUCCAUGGUUUUAGGAUUCCUUUAUGAUGGAGAAACCCACUCAGCAUCCUAGUGAGGGUUUGUUUAAUCGAACUGUUGCAAACAGCAGCAACUCACCGUUUUCACACUUUGAUUCAUGUCAGCCUUCUUUCCCUGCAGUCUUCUUGCUCAUCACGGCUUAUACUGUCGUUACAAUAGUGGGGCUUUUUGGAAACCUUUGCCUGAUUGUUAUAAUAAAAAGACAGAAAGAAGCUCAAAAUGUUACAAAUAUUCUGAUUGCCAAUCUCUCCUUAUCCGAUGUCUUGAUAUGCAUCAUGUGCAUUCCUGUCACAGUUGCAUACACGUUGAUGGACUAUUGGAUAUUUGGCGAGGCUAUGUGUAAAAUCAGCUCUUUUGUACAAAGUAUGUCUGUCACAGUCUCCAUAUUCUCACUUGUAUUAAUUGCUGUCGAGAGACACCAGCUAAUAGUGAACCCACGUGGCUGGAAGCCGAAUAUGUCACAUGCUUACUGGGGAAUUAUCUUCAUCUGGGGGGUUUCCCUUAUCAUAUCCAUUCCUUUUUUUAUAUUCCACCAACUAUCUGAUGAACCCUUUAAGAAUCUCUCUUACCACAGCGAUUUCUACACGAACAAAGUUGUUUGCAUUGAGGCAUGGCCAUCAGUGGCAGAGCGACUGGUCUUUACCACCAGUCUGCUGGUUUUCCAGUAUUGCUUCCCACUGGGCUUUAUUUUUAUCUGCUAUCUCAAGAUAUUUGUAUGUCUCCGGCGGAGACACGGUAAGGUGGAUGGGAUGAGGGAGAAUGAGAGCAGACUAAAUGAGAGCAAGAGGAUUAAUAUGAUGCUCAUUUCAAUUGUCGUGACCUUUGCAGCUUGCUGGUUGCCGCUAAACAUUUUUAAUGUCGUUUUUGACUGGAACUAUGAGGCCCUGAUGAACUGCCACCAUAACUUAGUGUUCACAUUGUGCCACCUGGUAGCCAUGCUCUCGACAUGUAUCAAUCCUAUCUUUUAUGGAUUUCUCAACAAGAAUUUCCAGAAGGAUUUAAUAGUGUUAAUUCACCACUGCAGAUGCUUCACAUCUCAGGAGGAAUAUGAGAACAUCGCCCUUUCAACCCUGAACACUGAUGUAUCCAAGGGGUCCUUGAAAUUAAAUAAUGCCCCUGUGAAUAGCUAAAAUAAUCCAGCAUGACAGUCUCCAAAACUCUGUAUUUAUUGUGAAUUUACUGAUUCUGGUUGAUUCUUUCGUAGGAUUAUAAAAGGUCUGGAGUUGUUCCCACUAAUGCCAGAGGGAGUCUUUGCCGUUUAGUUCGGUGGGAACAGGUAAACUUAUUGUGUAAACUGUUCCUUCUACAUAACAUUAUUGUUUAUUAAUUCUUGUAAAUCACCCCCCAGAAAUCCUUUACAGUCAACACUAUGAAAUACCAGCAGUAUUAGCGUAUCAUUUUUAAGCACAUGAUUUCACUAUCAAUGACUGCCUCCCUCAGAAAUUUUCCAGCUCAGUGAUACAUGAGACAUUCCCUGGGUAAAAUGCUCUCUUCUGCUUCCCCAGGAUAAUCCAUCCAUUCCAAAGUGCCCCCAAAUCCACCAAUCCCUCCUCUGCCCUGCCCUCUAGCCUUGUGCCUCUCGACCCCACCGUGUUUUCCCUGCACCUCAUAGAGGCUACUUCAGAUGGCCCAUCUACAUGGGAGCUGUCCCUCACAACAGUGGUAGGUGCAGCCCCUGUUGGUAGCAGUAGUGGCAGGCAGGAUGUCCUGCAGCUUCUGGCUAGGAGUGGCUGGUCCAGUAGGGAGCAGGUCCCCCUGCUGGAUGACAGUUUGGGGAAGGGGUUCCCUUUUGGUGUUUGAUGCAAGUGGUCUACCCUAAUUAAUGGGGAGGGUUGGGUUUCAUGGCUGAUGUAUGCAUGGGUAGAGAUGGCAAAUUAGAACCAGAUAUCCCAGGCUGCUGGACUGGGAGCUAGGUCAGGUGAUGGGAUUUCUCUGGGUAGAAAUGGCAGAUCAGGGACAAGGUGGGAAGGAACCCAGAUUUUCAGAUUCAGAUCUGGGGCUGGGCAGGCAGGCAUUGCGAGGUGAGGUGGGGAGGCAGCCCGCAGCAGCCGCAGGACUUCCACUCAGUACAGCAACGGCUUGGCCUGCCUCUUCUCCUUUCCUCCUUGUGCAAUUCUGAAGCAGCAGCCAGGACUGGGAGUGCAGGCAUUACGUGGUGUGUGCUCCAUUGGCUCUGAGCAAUGCGUGUGGGGGGAGAAACAGGAGAGGAGCUCCCAUUGGAGCAGAUCCCACAGCACUGGUGGAUGCACCCGCCACAAGAUGGCUGUCAGAGGCUGCAGCCGCCAGCACAGUCCUAGUGCUGAAAACACUGACAAUCAGAGAUGGCCUUAGCAUUUUCAAGUUCUGUUCCACACAGGCUCUUAUACCACUCUCAUCACUGAGUGUGAGAGCCUUCCAUUCGUGCUUUAGUCAAUGUGACUACACGUCUCUCUAAGUUGGCCUGUGAAACAAUUUUUAGUUAUCCCUCCAUCCACCAGUACUUGACUCCUGUAUCUUGUUAUUACAGCAGUGUGGGCACAGAUGGAGCAAUGGUUUUCUGAAGGGUUAGGAAGAUCAUUCUUUAGGAAUAUGUCCUUAACUCACUUAUUUUACGUAAAAGGAGAGUCUGGGGGAAGCUUCGUUAGGGUCUCUCAACCCUUUCUCUGCUUCUCGCUUUCAGCCCUAGCAAGUACUUUCCUUUGUUUUAUACCCACUUGUGCUGGUUUGCAGUUUCCAGACUUUGUUCACAAUUAAAAGAGCUAGAGACAUAAUUUUUGUUUUUAAAUGAAAGUUGAGAUGGGCCCCAAAUGAGCCCCUACAAGUGCCAUCCAGCUCACCAGUAUUCAAGAUGAAAAAUGCAUAUAGCAUUUCUCUUAUUUGUAUUGUAUUCUCCUCUCUUUCUCCAGCACAAACUGUAGGCGUCUGUUAUAAACACCACUGCUUCUGAAAACAGGAUCUUUAGAACAGCUAUUAUCAAACCGACUAUGAAUUCAUAAUUACUCAUUGGCUUCAGCUACUUAUACAGAUGAAAACAUGUUUGCCUUUGGAUAGAAAAUUUGUUUUGUGCUUUAGUUUCAGAAAUAUCCUCCCCCAUCCCUUAUGUUAGUAAGCAAUAAUGCACAAAAGGCGCCUGGGUAAGAGAGGGUAUUUUUUGUUUGCCAUGUAUAUCCUGUUCAGACUGGCUUUUGCUACAGUGCAGCGCAUGGAAGACUAAAGCUGUAAAAUUAAUGUUUUUUAAUUAAAGCAUACUGUUAAUUGUUUAAAAAGUUAAGACAUACUGAAUAUACUCUCUAUCCACUUUUAUGGUUCCAUCACAGACUCAAUUAGGAAUGUCCGAGUGGCAAUAAUUAGAGAGUUUAAAUGGGGACAGCUAAAAUGCUUAAGACUAAUAUGCACCAGCACAUUUCUCCAUUUUCCUUUUCCUGUUUGGAUUAUUUUUGUAUAACUUUCCCUACCGCUCUGACUAGUUAGCACAGAUAUGUGUGUGUCAGAAAAAGCUCUCUUUCUCAUUGAUCAAUUCUCUCUAAGUACAGUGACAUCUAAAUGCUACAUAUAUUACCUCAAUCUCUCAAUGGCAACUGAUUGUGAUGUCAUAAACACAGAAUUAGGUUUCACAGCAGGAUGUACCUGAGAGU